GCACCAAAACGUUCGAGAAGGCACCGAAGAGCUACCCAUUAAUUUAUCAUUAAUCCAAAGUCUAAGAUCGGGAUACUUCCUUCUUUUACGGAAUAUCUGGGCAUCUGGCUAAGUUUUGCAACCAAACUCCCACUCUAUCUUCAGACAAAAAGGAAAAUGCAAGUAGCGCGCCCACCGUCGCCGCCCCUAUUCUCCACCCCGUCUAUUCCCGGACGUUCGUUCUUGCGCUUUAGCUGGCCUAAACGGGUCGGUUUCAGCUUCUCAAACGUCUGCUGCGUAGCACCAUUGCUGCCGGCGGCUGUACGUGAGGAGGAUGGCUUUUCCAAGUACUCCAGUUAUCUUUUCGAGCUGAGUCCUGACGAGGAGGAAGCGCUUACAGAGUACAGCAUCUCGAAAAUUUAUGAAGUUUAUCAGAAUAAGCCGUUUGUUGUGCUGCGACGACUCCUCCAUAUUGUAUCCACUUUCGGAAAAUGGUUCGCCCUCAGAUACAUCGAUUCCUUAAGUGGACGAGUGGAGGAGAUGUUUAAGGUUAGAGCUGAGGGACUGAGGAAGAUACUAGUUCAGCUUGGUCCGGCAUAUGUUAAAAUUGCACAGGCUAUCUCAUCUCGUCCUGAUUUGAUUCCUCCUUCAUAUUUGGAUGAACUCUCACUGUUGCAAGACCAAAUAACUCCGUUUCCCAAUGAAGUUGCUUUUAGUAAAAUAGAGCAAGAACUUGGGUUUCCAUUAGAUGUACUUUACUCUGAGGUUUCACCAGAUCCUGUUGCAGCAGCAUCACUUGGACAGGUGUACCAAGCUAGGCUUCGAUCUAGCAAGCAAGUAGUUGCUGUCAAAGUGCAAAGGCCAGGAGUUCAAGCUGCAAUCUCCUUGGAUAUGUUAAUUUUAAGGUUUCUAGCAGGCCUAGUAAGGAAAGCGGGGAAAUUUAAUACUGAUCUUCAGGCUGUUGUUGAUGAGUGGGCGUCAAGCCUUUUUCAGGAGAUGGAUUAUAAGAGGGAAGCAGAUAAUGCAGUCAAAUUCAGUUAUAUGGUGACAUUAAGGAUGUUAUGGUUCCAGAGAUGUAUUUGUCACAAACUACUCACAAAGUUCUCACCAUGCAAUGGGUAGAGGGGACAAAGCUGGCUGAAGUGAAGGAUCUUUAUUUGAUUGAGGUUGGUGUGUACUGCUCAUUCAAUCAACUUUUGGAAAAUGGUUUUUAUCAUGCAGAUCCGCAUCCUGGAAACCUUCUUCGUACAUAUGAUGGAAAGCUAGCUUACUUAGACUUUGGAAUGAUGGGCGAAUUUAAACAAGAACUUCGUGAUAGCUUCAUGGAAGCAUGUCUCCAUCUUGUAAAUCGUGAUUAUGAUGCACUGGCCAAGGACUUCGUCACUCUUGGGCUUCUUCCCCCAACAGCUGACAAGGUUGCAGUUACAACGGCAUUAACUGGUGUUUUCCAAGAUGUUGUUGCAAAAGGAGUCCAGAAUAUAAGCUUUGGGGAUUUUCUUGCAGAUUUAGGAAUUAACAUGUACAAAUUCAAAUUCCGGAUACCUUCCUAUUUUUCUUUAGUAAUUCGGAGACUUUCCAGAUAUCAGCAAUAGCAAAUUUCACUUUUCUGCGAUAUGUAGCCUUGCUGUGUUGGAGGGUAUUGCGAUAAGCUAUGAUCCGAAUUACAAGGUUUUGGGCAGUACAUAUCCUUGGAUUGCCAGGAAAGUACUGACUGACAGCUCACCCAAACUGAAAUCUACCCUACGAGCCCUUCUUUACAAGGAUGGUAAAUUCAGGAUAGAUCGUUUGGAGUCUCUAAUAUCUGAGUCCCUCCGUGCCCGGAAAGAGAGAACCCUCACUAGGGAGCAAAGUCAUUUCCGUGAAUCUAGAUUCUUUUUCAAGCAAGUUCUUGUUUUUGCAUUGAAUAAAAAGGUUACAUUCUUAAGAGAGGUACUUCUUGAUGAGCUAGCUAAGGGGUUGGAUGCACUCGGGCUUGCAACUUUUGAUUCUAUAACAACUGCUGUGUCCACAAACCUAGCAUUGUCUUCUUCGUAUUCAUUUUCUUUGAUGACAGAUGAAGACAUUGUUAAUCUUAGAAAUUUGCAGCGUCUUAUAUUAUUUCUACAAGGACUUGAUAAAAGGCCUGGCAUGGGGGGGCUAUCAAACAGAGCACCUUUUGCCCUUUCUCAUUUUGGAUCCGCUCAGGAACUGCUAUCACUUCUUUCUGUCAUUGCUGAGCUCCCACAAGAUACCCAACAAGAGUUGCUGUUGCGAUUACCAACUGAUUUAGCAGGAAAAGUAGCUUCACGUGUUGCUGCGAGGACACUGCGUAGGAUCUUUUUUUAAACAGAUUGUCUGACUAUUUUAACAACCACAGCUUUUCAUGUAAAAACUAGAGAAGACAUCGAGUGUGUUUUGGAUAUAAUAGUACGGGUGAAUAAAUUUAUGAUAUGCAAUUAUUUCGUUUAAUAAAUGAGCUAUGCAAUUAUUUAAUACUC
Molecule: messenger RNA, 2456 nt
Organism: Cuscuta europaea
Lineage: Eukaryota; Viridiplantae; Streptophyta; Magnoliopsida; Solanales; Convolvulaceae
Source: the annotation of a GenBank genome assembly